UCUCUCUCUUUCUCAAACCCUCUCCGUUUCUCACUCUCAUUGUCUCUCUCUCACAAUACCUCAAGUACUCAACCAUGGCUGAUCGUCCCCACCAAAACUCAGCCGAAACCCAGAAUACUAGAGCCCCAAGAUCCCCCCAACAAAACCAUUCCAUCACCUUCUCCAACUCCACCACCUCUGCAUUCCUACGUACACUCAAAGACCAUGCACCAAACUCCUCCCAGCUCGUUGGCCUCCUAUCCCUCCUCAUCUCCGGCUCCAUCUUGCUCCUCCUCGCUGGCCUCACCGUCACCGCCACAGUCCUCGGAGUCAUCUUCUUCACCCCAUUAAUCCUUUUCACGAGCCCCAUAUGGUUCCCCAUUGGGGCAUUCCUCUUUGUUGUAACUGCAGGGUUCGUGUCCCUGUGUGGCUUUGGUGUUGCCCUUGUGGGCGGUCUGUCAUGGAUAUACCGCUACUUCCGUGGGAUGCACCCGCCCGGUUCGGACCGGUUCGACUACGCGAGGAGCCGGAUUUAUGACACUGCGUCUCAUGUCAAGGACUAUGCAACUCAGUACGGUGGGUACUUGCAGAGUAAAGUGAAGGAUGCGGCUCCUGGAGCUUGAGCUUGAGCGGCUUGGAAGAUUUCUGGACCGAACCAGACCGGGUUUUCUUGUUUUCUUGCAUGGGUUUUUAAAUUUCUUUCUUUAAAUGCCCUUUUGUUUUUUAUAGUGAGAUUUUCUUUAAAAGUAUGGAACUUGGGUUUCUCAAUCUCAAAAUGUUUGAUGUUUUCUAUUUUAAUGCACGGAGGUUGGAGGAGAGUUGAUGGUGGGCCAGGAUAAGAGAUAUUAAGAUUUGUCUGAGAGCAAUGGUUAUUAAUUAUUACUCACACCCUAGACACACUUGUUUUAAAAUGAAAUUAUGAUUUUGUUUUAAAAGAAGCAUAUGUAUAGGGUGUGUGCAUAUUUUAGC
This is a messenger RNA of Quercus lobata, 948 nucleotides long. Its product is annotated as oleosin 1-like. The transcript has a single exon. Gene Ontology annotation, cellular component: monolayer-surrounded lipid storage body; membrane. Bases 75 to 602 code for a protein of 175 amino acids. Gene Ontology annotation, biological process: lipid storage. Lineage: Eukaryota; Viridiplantae; Streptophyta; Magnoliopsida; Fagales; Fagaceae. The record is from RefSeq and is a predicted model, not a curated record.